AUGAGUCAGAGGUUGGGAGGAAGUCUGAGAAGGAAAGUCAGUGAGACAGAGACUCAACUCCUGGCUCUCCACGAAGCCAAGCUAGCCGCCAUCUCAGGUAAUGCCUUCAGCAGUGCUAAGGAGCUGAAGGCAGAGAUCAGAGCUGUCUACGGAGAAAGAGACAGGCUGGAGCUGCUAGUGAAGAGACUCCACAGCCUGAGUUUUGUUAACAGCCAGGAUUUGGCCAAGAUGAAGACACAACAACAACAGCUGAAACUGGAGCUGGAGGCCAGACAGGCCCAGCACGAAGUGACUCUGAAAGAGAAUGUUGUCAAGUACAUCGAGUUACUGGAAGACAGACUGCACAGUUGUGGCUGUCGCCCUCUGCAGCAUAUCUGGGAGGCUGAUCUAGAAGCCUGUCACCUCCUCCUCCGAGGCAUCCAGCUGCGUACCCCCUUCUGUGGUGGUGCGGACCCUGCCACAGUGGUACUACCCAACCCCCAACCAGCCACUAAACAAGAAGCAGAUCUGCAGGAAUGUGCCAUGUUGACGGCUCUGGGGGCGCUGGUGCCCCGAGGCCAACCUACAGAACUCAGAGUUCACCAAGCCUGGCCUGUCCUCCUAACCAUCUUUAUCUUCAGGACAAUGAAGAAAUUGGAAGAGUUUUUAUUCUGCAUGGAGGAUGUUCACCCAGAGGGGGACAGUGGCAGUGAAGCAGCAGGGCUUACAGCAGACCUGACUAUAGAGCUGACCGACCAGUGUGAGGAGAUCAGUGACAGGCUGCUGAUUCUGGAGGAUGACCUCCAGACAGCCAUACAGAACAAAGACCAGGAUCUCACACAGUCCCUGGAGCAGGAGGUGAGGGAGGUGAAGGCUACUCUACACACCAUGCUGACACAGCUUAAUGAUGAGGAGGCGGAGGAGGAGAAAGAUAAUGAGAUCAUGGAGGAGGAGGAAGAGGAGGAGGAAGACCAGUAUUUCAGUGACAGCUGGGAGAUUUGAUACGGGGGUCUCUGGGUUCUCCUGUGUUUUAUGACCACUCCAUCCCAGAGAGACCCUUUCUGGUGGCUGUCCUCUGACAAACCGCUGACCUCUAACCCAUGAACCUGCAAGACUCUGUGAGAGGUUGACAUCAGCAAUCAUUAAUUUACUGUAGCUCCAUCUCCUGUACAAUUAGAGAAAUUGGACAAUAUAUUAUGGGAAGACACUUUGAUACAAAUCUAGUCAUUUCUAAAUAUGUUUAAGAUAACUGCUAUGUCCAAGUUUGAUUUGGGAGAAAAACAUUGGAUUUAUAUAUAUAUAGCAGUAACAAUAUUUUGUUAAGUCUGUUAUCUGCCAAAUGUAUUUAUAUAUAUAUAUAUAUCUUCUAAAUAUUUUUGGACUGUUCUAGUUAGUUUAACCAGGCUGAAACACAGCAGUGCCUUUGGCAGAUAACAGACUUAACAAAAUAUUGUUACUGCUAGAAGACAUGGAUACGCUGGUUUCCUCUCAACAUUUUAUCGGAAUCAGAACAGACUGAACAGCUUUUAAUAGUAAUAAUGUUGAUGUAUAUGGGGUCACUCCAAUACGACCUCAGCUCCAUCUGUAAUAUGUGACAGUAGAGAAGAACAAAAUGGACCAACAGCAGAGAAUGACCAAAUUAACCAACAGGAGAGAAGAACCAAAUGGAGAGAUGGACCAACAAGAGAGAUGGACCAACAAGAGAGAUGGACCUAUAGGAGAGAUGGACCAAAUGGACCAACAGGAGAGAUGAACCAAAUGGACCAACAGGAGAGAUGAACCAAAUGGACCAACAGGAGAGAUGAACCAAAUGGACCAACAGGAGAAUCCCACAGUGUUUCUGUGUUUUCUGUUUUCUGCAACAGUCUUCUAAAAUAUGCUAAAUGCUAACCACAGUAGUGUGUGUGUGUGAUGCUAACCACAGUAGUGUGUGCGUGUGAUACUAAAUGCUAACCAAAGUAGUGUGUGUGUGUGAUGCUAAUUGUUUAUAACUCAUUAUGAUUGCCUUAUAGAAUUUUUAUUUUCAUUUUUACUCCCUUUUUAUUUGAAUGUCAUUAUUAUAAUCUUGUCUCAUCGCUGCUACUCCCCAACGGGCUCGGGAGAGGUGAAAGUCAAGUCAUGCGUCCUCCGAAAUAUGCGCGCUUAACCUGCCACCCGCUCGCUUAACCUGGAAACCAGCUGCACCAAUGUGUCGUAGGGAACACAGUUCAACUGAAGUCAGCCUACAGGCAUCUGGCCCUCCACAAGGAGUCACUGGAGUGCAAUGAGAAAAGUAAAGCCCCCCCGGCCAAACAUUUCCCUAACCGGUGCGUCACCCUAUGGGACUAUGGGAUCGAACCCCAGGCUGUAGUGACACUGCAACACUGUGAUGCAGUAUCUUAGACCGCUGCGCCACUCGGGAGCCCAGAAUUUAGUGUUUUAGUCGAUAUGACUUCUUCAGUGUAGUGCCACAGAGGAGAGGUGAAGCAAAUUGAUACUUUGUCUAUGUCUUAAGUUGAGGAACUGGGGAUGUGGUAAGAUCCAUAGAAAUAUCAUGAGUAGUUAGAGUUAAUGAGUGCAUAAUGGGUGGACUGGCGACCAUUACGAGUGUACCCAUAGGACCAAAGGAGGAAGUAGAAUAUCUUCUGUGAUUUGUUGAUUCAACUCAACUGACAUUUUAAUUGCAUGAGCCACAUCAGGUAACAUAAUUUGAAUGAACAUUCUACAUAUUCUACAUUACCAUGGAAAUGAUUGCAUCACAAUAGCAGGCAGCCAUGAGUUUCCCAGUCAAAUUGGUUCCAAGCCCUUAUCAUUCUGUUUCUAUGGUAGGAUCUCUAUCCCUUAGGAUGAAGGGUUUGGAGGAACAGCCCACACUAUAGUUAAAAUGUUGAUGAACACAGAAACGGUUUUAGUAACUGCUGUGUGUCCACAUUUGUCUUUAAAAAAACACUUUGUUGUUUAUUUGUUAUAUUUGUUGCUUUUGACAGGAAAUGUGUUGCUUUUGACUGGAAUUGUGUUGCUUUUGUAAUGAAGGAUUGUUCAGACACAACAUGUUUAUUUCACUGGGUACCACUUUGUGUGACUGUGCUCUCGGUAUUUAACCAUAAAGUCUUCGUCUGCAUCCAAAGUGGCAAUAUGCCAUA
This is a messenger RNA of Oncorhynchus masou masou (cherry salmon), 3101 nucleotides long. Its product is annotated as disrupted in schizophrenia 1 protein-like. Bases 1 to 981 code for a protein of 326 amino acids. Gene Ontology annotation, cellular component: microtubule; intermediate filament cytoskeleton; centrosome. Gene Ontology annotation, biological process: neuron migration; cilium assembly. The transcript has 8 exons. The record is from RefSeq and is a predicted model, not a curated record. NCBI's taxonomy places the organism in Eukaryota, Metazoa, Chordata, Actinopteri, Salmoniformes, Salmonidae.